Pleuronectes platessa (European plaice) is the source of this 1283-nucleotide messenger RNA. Its product is annotated as cytochrome c oxidase assembly factor 1 homolog. The record is from RefSeq and is a predicted model, not a curated record. Gene Ontology annotation, cellular component: mitochondrial inner membrane. The transcript is spliced from 7 exons. Bases 560 to 1168 code for a protein of 202 amino acids. Lineage: Eukaryota; Metazoa; Chordata; Actinopteri; Pleuronectiformes; Pleuronectidae. Gene Ontology annotation, biological process: mitochondrial respiratory chain complex IV assembly; mitochondrial respiratory chain complex I assembly.
CAAUAUACAGUAUGAGACCGAAGUUAUUGAAUAAUAUUCAUAACAAAUAUUUACCAAAAUUAUGCUCAAUCACUUUUUCCCUAAGUUAGUACUGUAGGAUAGUCAGCCGGACUCCCUGGACCUGUGACAUGAUUUUGGUGAGAAUAUACAGUAUUACAGUGAUGUUAUUGAAUAUUUUUGUAAUAUCUCUUUUCGGUGUUGCACUUUGUAGACGGUCCCUGCACACUCGGCUGUACAUAGACACCAAUGUUAUGUGUCCAUCACGGAAGAAGACUCAUAUUGACGUUAACUGGCCUGUAGCCCGUUGUCCACAUUACUACGGACACGUGCUGCGGCAUUUUGGACAAGCUGUGAGAUCUGCCAGGGCUUUCUCCACUGUCUGGAUCCAGUCAAUACAUUUUCUUGGCUGAUUUGUCCUUAAGACGGCCUGGUUAAGUUUAAAGGACACACAGGACAACUCUCUUCUUCAUCUCAGGCCCAUAAGCCGUGAGGUGAACGCUGUCUUCUGCUUUGUCUUCCUGCUGAGACGCCAAGUGUGCACACAGGAAAGAAAGCAAAGAUGAGGGUUUCCAAUAGUCAUCUGCAGCAGCUCGCCAUCUUCACCACUGUACUGACUGGUGGAGGGGUUGGCACCAUGUACUAUCUACUACAGCAGAAGUUCACUGGGUCAGACUGGCACAGAAUGUCUAUGCAGAAGUUGGAAGCAUGUCCUGCAGCCAUGGAAAGUCUAGGUGUCCCACCUUUAAAAGUCUACAACAUCCAUCUGACUGACAGACACAACCGUGUAGAUCAGGACACUGCUCAGAUAAAGAUCCAUGUAGCUGGGUCAAAAACUGGCGGUUGUCUUUAUACUUCUUCAGUUAGAGACUGUAAUACCAACAGGUACACCUCCAUAUCCAAUACGUUUCAUUGCUGGACAAAUCACUGGUAUUUAUGCUACCUGCAGCUGGAGUCUGGAGCAGGCAGUACUGAAUCUCCGAGGAGGACAGACCAUCAACCUGCUGAGUCCUCCUUCAGCAGUUGCCGCUCCACAAACCCAGGCAGCAGGGCAGACACGGGGACUAGAGACAGGUCACUGGAGCUGAAUGCUGAAGUUGAAGGUGUUCUGCUCCAGGAGGUGCUGAAUAGAAGUCUAACUAUCCACUAUCAGCUCCACCAUCAUUUGUGAAGAGCCAACAGUUCGUUUUGAUGCACAGCUCAGUGAGUGUCAUUGUGCUUCUCCCUGGCUUCUCCGGUUGUUGUGUUCUGUUUUGAAUAAAUAAUUCAUAUUAUUGCACUUACCA